Messenger RNA from Harmonia axyridis, 2443 nucleotides. RefSeq names its product cell division cycle protein 16 homolog (gene Cdc16). NCBI's taxonomy places the organism in Eukaryota, Metazoa, Arthropoda, Insecta, Coleoptera, Coccinellidae. The transcript is spliced from 11 exons. The coding region runs from base 159 to 2270 and encodes 703 amino acids. Gene Ontology annotation, molecular function: protein binding. The record is from RefSeq and is a predicted model, not a curated record. Gene Ontology annotation, biological process: cell division.
CUAUGUAUAUUUGAGGUUAAAACGUUAAAAAUUGAAAUUUAACAAAGCUUCCAAAAUACUGUAAUCAAUAGGAUUUCAAUAUUUAAAAAAAUAAUAAUGAUUCUGUGAUAUUAUUAACAAAUUCAUAUUUUAAUUUUAAGAAAUAAUACAUCUAAAUCAUGAAGACUACAAAUAUAUUGAAUGUGAAUAUUGAUAAAUACCGCAAACUAGUACAGCAUUAUUUGGAUUUGAAUAUGCCAGAUACUGCUUUAUUUUGGGCAGAUAAAGUAGUAACAUUAACUGAAGACCCAAGAGAUAUCUAUUGGUUAGCAAAUUGUAUGUAUCGCUUGAAACAGUAUCAUAGAGCAGUUCAUCUUUUGAAGUCCCGAAAAUUAGAUAAAACCUACAUUUUGUGCAAUUAUCUAACGGUAAAAUGUCUAUUUGAAGCGAAUGAUUUGAAUGAAGCUUUGAAUAUAAUCAGUACUUUAGAUUCUCACGUAAAUCCUCAUUUUUCACAUAUUUCUACAGGAUCUCGAUGUAAUUUUGAAAGUCUUUUAUUCGAUGAUAAACCAAAAAAUCAAGUAUAUUCUGCAAUAUGUUUUCUUAAAGGAAAAAUAAUGGAAAGUUUAGAAAAUAGAAAUUUAUCUAUUGAAAGUUAUAAACAAGCUUUACAUCAAGAUGUGUAUUGUUUUGAAGCAUUUGAUGCAUUAACUAGGAACCAAAUGCUCACAGCUACUGAAGAAAGAGAUUUACUCAAAUCUAUUCCAAUAUCUGAACAAUGUUCUCCAGAGGAUGCUGAAAUUUUGAAAUUUCUAUAUGAGAGCAAACUCAAGAAGUAUCAUGAGACAUCUACUGUUCCUAAGAGCACUAUCAAAAUCUCCCAUGCUGAUCGUAUGUUAUUAGAUAGCAAUGUUCAACUUAAUAUAACACCAUGUGCUAUUUCAAACCUGACUCCGAAUUUCUUAUCCACACCAUCUGUCAGCACUCCAAAUCUACCCGUGCCAAAAAUUGAAGACGUUAAGAGGAAUGAUAAAAACAUUGGGAUUAUGGAAGUUGAGAGCUCAAAUGAAGUUGAAAAUGUGUGCUUAGAAAAGUUAAAGGAAAAUUUAGAAAUAGUCAGUUCGCAAGCUGAAAGAUACUAUUAUAAUUGUGAAUUCUUUGAAUGUUCCAACUUGACCAACUAUAUUUUAAAUGAAGAUCCAUGGCAUAUGGCGUGUUUGCCAAUUCAUAUAUCGUGCUAUGUUGAGUUAAAAGAUAGCAACAGAAUAUUUCUACUAGCUCAUAACUUGGUAGACUUAUAUCCAAACCUAGCCAUUUCUUGGUAUGCUGUUGGAUGCUAUUAUUAUAUAACAGGUAAAAGUGAUUGUGCUAGAAGAUACCUCAUGAAAGCAACAUGCUUAGACAAGCUUUUUGGGCCUGCAUGGUUAGCUUAUGGUCACUCGUUCGCUUUAGAAAAUGAACAUGAUCAGGCUAUGGCUGCUUACUUUAAAGCUUCUCAACUGAUGAAAGGGUGUCAUUUACCGUUACUUUACAUAGGACUUGAAUGUGGACUGACAAAUAAUGUUCGACUAGCCGAAAAGUUCUUUCUACAGGCUCAGUGUAUAGCUCCUGAUGAUCCUUUCAUAUUACAUGAAAAGGGUGUCAUACACUAUCAAAAUCAUGAAUUUAAGAAAGCCGAAAAUAAUUUCAAAGAAGCAUUAGAAAAAAUUGGAAAUAUUAAUAAAGCUCCUCUGCCUUCUAGAUGGGUACCUCUACUUAAUAAUUUAGGUCAUACAUGUAGAAAAUUGAGAAAAUACAAUGAGGCAUUAAAACAUCACCAUGAGGCGCUUCUACUCUCACCAAGAAAUGCUUCAAUAUAUUCUGCUAUUGGUUUUGUCCAUUCUUUGAUUGGAAAUAUUGAAGAGGCAGUCGAUUGGUUCCAUAAAGCCCUAGGUUUGGAUAGGGGUGAUACUUUCAGUUCUACUAUGUUAAAUUAUUUGAUUGAAGAAUUGGCAGAUGAGAGACCUCCCUUUGCCGGUGCACCUAUAGAUAUUCCAAAAUUCAUCCCUAAGGAGGACAGUAGGCUCUCAUCUCUUGGGGACGAAACUAGUAUUCUUCGUAAAGAUUUGGCAUUGAGUACAUCUCAAGAAAUGGACCAAACUAGCAUUCUUCAUAAAGAUUUGGCAUUAAGUACAGAUAGUUCAUAUAGAGUGGAAGAAUCACGAACAAACAUGAGUAUGAGCUAUGUAGAAAACUCAGAAUAUCCUUCAAAUAUGAGUAUAGAGGUAGAUAUGGAAGUGACCAGAGAUUGAGUUCGAAUCACUUUACUGAAAGAGAGUGAUUGCAUGAAUAAUUGGACUGUUGUAAGUCCGUGUGCAUUAAUAGAAGAUCGAAACCGUUGUGAUUUAUUGAAUAUUCGAAUAAUGUAAUUGACAUUACAACCAUUUCUGAUAGCUGUUGGAAUAAUAAAGUAUUUUUCAAUAUU